This is a messenger RNA of Opisthorchis viverrini, 995 nucleotides long. RefSeq lists its product as hypothetical. The coding region runs from base 1 to 846 and encodes 281 amino acids. NCBI's taxonomy places the organism in Eukaryota, Metazoa, Platyhelminthes, Trematoda, Opisthorchiida, Opisthorchiidae. The record is from RefSeq and is a predicted model, not a curated record. The transcript is spliced from 6 exons.
AUGGAGGAUAUGGCUUCCAUUCUAUUGUUCACCCUACCUGUCCUUCUGGGCUCCCUUGGACGUUUGGUGUCAACACAAAAGUCGAUGUCUCCAGAUAUUCCUAACGAAGUUCUUAAGCGUUACGGUGGACUAACGAUGAAGCAAAAGCGUGAGCUGUACUCCAAGUACCAAUCUUUGCAAUUUGUUGAUAUCCCAGAAUUCCUAAAGCCGCAGAUCACUAGCAUCGAGGUACUUGAGCGUUUUGGAGUGUGCAAGAUGCCGGAAAAGAGUGCACAAGUUCAAACAGGCUAUUUCGUUUGUCCCAAAUUACCUCCAACUGGUACUGCCACCAGCGAGGAGAAGCGGUACUGCUGUGGGCCGGUUACACAGCAGUUCUGUUGUAGCGCGGCGGAAUUCAUCCCUGCUCAGGUUGUUUCGCCUUCAGUGAUUAUCGGAGCAAGUUUGGCCUUUCUUCUUAUCGCAACCCUUCUCACCAUCAUCGCAUAUUCAAGGAUUGCUCGAGGCUUACGGAAACAGUCUUCGAGAAUGCAACAUCAGGCCAAUUCUAACUCCAGUUAUCCAGUACAUAGAGGAUACGGUUCAAAGAACUCGUUUUCGUCGUCCCACAUUCCACCUUCGAAGCAAUUGAUAUCCAACAAAGGCAUCUCGAGUAGCGUUGAAAAGCAAGUCGAAGCGAAACAAACGCGCCUUCCGGAACGUCUCAACGAGAAUAAAGAGGCUUUAACUCCGAAGCAACCACCCGCCUUACGUCUAUUAACAGGUGAUUCAGCACCGUAUCCCACAAAACAAACUGUUUCAGCACGUCCGGCCAAAAGGCAACCAUACAAGAGACAAUCAAGAACUUGACCUUCAGCCAACCAAUACGAACGGGGAUAAUAGCAAGUAUCUUUUGACGGGUCGUUUUCCUGUAGCGCCUCUUGUGUCUUCAAUGCAUUUGCCCAUUUUGAUUCGUUUCUAAUGACGCCUUCAUUGAAAACAUUUUCCAUGGAUCUGUU